AGUGAAGGGCGUGGCGAGCGACCGAGCGGCUUGGGACUCUGGGCGUUCAGAUACCACAGAGGGGCGGGGCGGUGUAAUGCGCAGGCGCGCUGCCCUUACCCCGGCCCAACCUCUCCCCUCCGCUUUUAUUCUGGUGGCCGUUGGAAAAUGGCGACUGUUGCGGAGCUCAAAGCAGUUUUAAAGGAUACACUGGAAAAAAGAGGUGUAUUGGGCCACUUAAGAGCAAAGAUCCGAGCUGAAGUUUUUAAUGCACUAGAUGAUCAAGGUGAAAAACCUCCACCACUGUCUCAUGAAAACCUUCUAAUUAAUGAAUUAAUUAGGGAGUAUUUGGAAUUCAACAAAUAUAAGUAUUCAGCAUCUGUCCUUGCAGCUGAAUCUGGUCAACCAGCAAUGCCAUUGGAAAGACAAUUUCUCAUUAAGGAAUUAAAUAUAUUUGAAGAUUCGAAUGCAAAAACAGUACCUCUUUUAUAUGGAAUUAUAUCUCAUUUCUUACAUGCAAGUGAAGAUGGCAUCCAAACCACUUUCAUGAAAGGAUCUUCACUUCAGCCUCCAAGAUGAAACUUUGACAGGCAGUCCAAUUAAAAAAAACAUGAGAUAUGGGCAUUUAGAAAAGUGAAGGAUAACGGGCACUAAUACAGAAGAUCAUCAUGUUUCUCAAACUGUGAAGAAAUGAUAGCUUUCAUUUGGUGCAAAUAUACAUCUUUUAAUUUCCCUGCAUGUAUAUUAAAUUGCUAUUUAUUGUCACAAUAUAACACUAUACAAAUAAUAUGUGUAUUUUGUAGAAAUGCAAGUUUUUGGAACACAUUUAGCCAUCUCAUGUGUUUCUACAUUUGUGAAUAAAGGUUAACUAAGCUUAUUGAAUUUGAAUUGAAAAAGAUAAGCAUUUUGUUUUUAGGCAAUAUUUUAGGAUAUUCCAAACUAGUAGAAAAUGAAAAUGCAUUCAUUUGCCAUGAAACUCUCCUCUUUCCCUUUCUAAUUCCUCCUGGAAAACAGAACUAUAUUAUACAUCACAGUGUGUUUUUCAGUGUACUUCAUUCAGUAUAUUUAUUCCUCCAACUAAAAUUAUGUUACAUAGCAAAAUUCAUUUAAAAUACAUAUAAAUGUGGAACAAAUUUGAAGUGCAAAGGUUACUUUAAAAAUACAUUAAAACAAGAAAAACUUUGGUUAAUCAGUAAUUUUUGAAAUAUAUUAUGAUUUUCCAGGGAGCUGGUUUUUAAUAGUUAAGGAUUUUAAAAUUCUUUGAAUAUGAAUUUUUAAUUACCAAUCUCUUUCCUUGAAAAGUUUAUGCUUUUUUUCAAAAGGGUUAAUCUAGAGAUUGGACAAGAACUAGCUUUUUAAAUUUCCAUUAAGUAAAACAAAGGGCUAUUUUGUAAUAUGGAAAGUGUAGGCAAUGAAGAGACAGGCUUUGGGUUAAAAUACCAGGAUGUGUCUACCUGUUAAAAAGAUGGUACUAUUUAGCCUUUAUAUAGCUAAAUACCUCGAUGGUACAUUUUAAAGAUGAAAUGUCCAAGUAUCUACCCUGAAUUCACAAACUUUAAAAGUUUUCAUUAAAAUUUAUUUUGGCUUCAAAAUAGGAUACUUUGAAAUUUUCUUGUAAACUCUUCUAAAAUGUGCUUUCUCCCAUAUUUAUUAGAGCAGUUAUAUACUUAAUGUGGAAUUAACAUGUUUUCCCAGUUGCUCUAAAACGUGUUUCUGAUUAUUACAGAAUAUGGCACCUGAUCAACAGAAGCUACAUAUGCAAUCUAAUAAAAGUAAAAUUUUGAAAAGUAUCUUUUUGUUAUAGAGAACUUUUAGCCUUAACUGUAAACCCUUGUUUAUUAGGAAAAAUGUUAAGGGCUUUAUUUAGUUCAAGCAAGACUCCAAUUGAAAAUACUUUGUACUGAUUUUAUAUUUGGUGAUAAGAGAUAUAAUGUUUAGUGUUUUGAGAUUAAAAGAUCAAAAGUGUUACCAGAAUACAAAAAUAAAUACUAUCAUUAGCCAUCAUCUUAUAAGUCUUUAGAUUUUAAGUAGAUCAGUUUACUGAAAAGUUAGAGUUCAUGUACAACUGAUCUAAUAAAACCAUAUAAAUGCGAGAGUAUCAUAAGAACUAGUUUUAAAAUAAAAUUUGUAGUCUGAUUAUAAUUAUGAGUUGCAUUGUAUGUGGGAAUUUAAAAUGUCUGGAUUCUUCCCAGAAGAUUAACUUCAGACUUCAAAGAUGUUGGCAGUGAACAUUGAAUUUACCUCAGGAUUUUCAAUCAUGUAAGAUUAUAUAUAUUCAAUCAAAAUUGAGUACUGUAAUUUUGGUACAGAUGUCAAAACGGCAAAAGAGUAGCUAACUAGAAUUGUGUUAAAUAGAGACUAGUGCUUUUGGAUGCAAUGUUUUGUAAUAAUUUUUAUACUAAGAUGACUGAUAAUUUAAAUGUAUCUUUCAAUAAAUGAGGUUAAAGUACCUUUUUUUAAUAAUAUUUGUGUAGCCUUUGUUUAAAUGAAUAUUUGUAUUGUUCUGGCAUCAAAUCACACACACUAUUAUGGAAUAAAUGUAAACCAGAGUUUGACUGUAUUUUAACAUUCCAGAGUCCUCUUAUGCUCAAAUCAUUGUAUGAUUAUAUGAAGUAAGUUCAAAGAACAGCUUUUCCCCUGAUUUUAAAAAAGAAUUUCUGCUUGCAUUAAUCAAGGCCACUGAAGUUACUUUUUAGUGUUGAGGAUAUUUGCCUCCAAGCCUAGUCUUUACACUAAACUGUUUUUAGAUUCAGUGGGUAAAACACUAAAAACUAAAGAGAAAGAAGACUUCAUCUAGUGGGAAAAGAUGUUAACUAUACAGAAGUCUGUAAACAUUGGUAAUUUUUAGUGAGGCAUUCAAGAUUUUGUUAGUUCUGAAGGAUGUAUAGGAUUAAUGGGAAGAAAAGUGGAUUACAAAAGGAUUACAAAGGCUACACAAAAGGAAAAUACAGAAAAAAAAGUGAAGACUACAGAUUAUGGAAAGAUGGAGAAUAAGCUGGUUGCAGAGGUGGAUUUUUAGCAUUAUGAGAAGCUUAGGUCUAACAAAUCAACAGGUUUGUGACCUUCCUAUAAAAAUGUGUUUAUUUGUACAUCAUCUUUAUGGUCAGAGAAUAUUUACAAUAUCUGUUGGCUUUUAAAAAGGCUACAAAAGACUAAUUUUUGACUGCUUUUUUAAAUAAACAAGCUAGUAUUAGAUCACUUUUUUGGUGUUGUCAUCCUAUUGUCAUUUCAUUUUGUAUCAUAUCUCAAAAUACUUUGUCAUUUAUUGAUUUUUAAUAUUAAAGUGAAUUUAAACUAA
Molecule: messenger RNA, 3277 nt
Organism: Monodelphis domestica (gray short-tailed opossum)
Lineage: Eukaryota; Metazoa; Chordata; Mammalia; Didelphimorphia; Didelphidae
Gene: CEP20
Product: centrosomal protein 20
Biological process (GO): microtubule anchoring; cilium assembly
Cellular component (GO): ciliary basal body; centrosome; motile cilium
Molecular function (GO): protein binding
Source: RefSeq, a predicted model, not a curated record